UGCUGCUGUUGGACCUGUGGUCUGAUCUGAUCUGACGCACUGAGCUCAAUCUGGAGAGGUUGAGGUCACACACACACAGCGCUCGAGACCAAACGCAGCAUGAUCCGCCAAAAACGGGGCAUUUCGAGCAGAAUACCUGAGGUUCUGAGGUUAAGUCCCCUGAAAUAUCCGGACGCUGAGCUCUAAAGAGAAAAAUGCAUGAUCUAUGAUGAACUGGGAUGUGGUGGUUCACCUGCUCCUGUAAUAUCCCCAUAAAACAAUGGCUUGCCGGGCUGGAUGCUGCUGCACCGGCAUCGGGGCUCUGAAUGAAGAUAACGCCAGAUUCCUCAUGUUGGCUCUGCUGAUCAUCAUCUACCUGUUGUGUGGCGCAGCGGUGUUUUCGGCGCUCGAGCAUCCGAAGGAGAAGCUCGCCAAAGACAGAUGGGCUCAGAGGAUCGAGCAGUUCACCCACAAGUACAACCUGAGUCCGGACGAGCUGAAGAACUUCCUGAGGAACUAUGAGGAGGCCAGUGUGGCGGGAAUCCGCGUGGACGCCACCAGACCCAGGUGGGAUUUCGCGGGAGCUUUUUAUUUCGUCGGAACUGUGGUUUCAACUAUCGGUUUUGGGAUGACGACACCCGUCACUAUUGCUGGGAAGAUAUUCCUAAUCUUUUACGGGCUUAUUGGUUGUGCAGCCACCAUUUUAUUUUUUAACCUCUUCCUGGAACGUGUCAUCACAGUGAUCGCAUUCGUUUUGAAGUUCUGCCACGAGCGCAGAGAACGCAGCAAAGCCGGACCCCCUCAAAACUGCCGGCGACCCUCCACCGACAGCAGAGGGCGGCGCACGGACAGCUUGGCCGGAUGGAAACCCUCGGUGUACUGCGUCAUGCUCAUCUUAGGAGUCGCUGCCAUCGUGGUCUCCUGCUGCGCGUCCGCUAUGUACUCGGCAGCCGAGGGUUGGGACUACCUGGACGCCCUCUAUUUCUGUUUCGUGGCUUUCAGCACCAUUGGUUUUGGGGAUAUGGUGAGCAACCAGCGGGAGAUGUACACAGCUCAAGCGGCCUACAGGGUGGGCAACUUCCUCUUCAUCCUCACAGGGGUGUGUUGCAUCUACUCGCUGUUCAACGUCAUCUCCAUCGUGAUCAAGCAAGUUCUCAACUGGCUCCUGCGGAGGCUGGUGACUCCCUGCCGCUGCCCGGGUCGAGGGAACCGCCAUCCACGGAGGAACGUGGUCGCUCCUGGCCACAUGAGGACCAGACGGGACAACUCCAUCGAGACCGAUGCAGUCAAUGACAGCGAGGCGGAUGGACGGCGGAUGUCUGGAGAGAUGAUCUCCAUGAAGGACUUUCUGGCCGCUAAUAAAGUUAAUCUGGCCAUCAUGCAGAAGCAGCUGUCAGAGAUGGCCAACGGACAUCCUCGUCCAUUAGGGAGCAGCUCACGUCACAACGAGUUCUCCGGAGGGGUCGGAGCGCUGGGAAUCAUGAACAACCGACUGGCAGAGACAAGUGUAGAUAGAUAAAUCCAGCAUUUAGACAUGUGAAGUAACCAGACGACCUCCACAGCAAAGCGGGACCACUUUUUUGGACAACAAAGACAAGCAAACACCAUAACUCUCGUCUUUUGGGUCUCAUUCACUAAUAGUUGUGUAGAAACGCUCUUCUGUACAUACACAGACAAGGUUAGCUUGGAAAGUGUAUGAGGUGGACUGACAACAGGUGUGUACCAGGAUUAUUACAGUUAACAAAAAUAAAUAAUUUUUUUUUACUUCAAAUAAAAU
Molecule: messenger RNA, 1756 nt
Organism: Carassius auratus (goldfish)
Lineage: Eukaryota; Metazoa; Chordata; Actinopteri; Cypriniformes; Cyprinidae
Product: potassium channel subfamily K member 13-like
Exons: 2
Coding region: 260-1498 (412 amino acids)
Biological process (GO): stabilization of membrane potential; potassium ion transmembrane transport
Cellular component (GO): plasma membrane
Molecular function (GO): potassium ion leak channel activity; outward rectifier potassium channel activity
Source: RefSeq, a predicted model, not a curated record